Molecule: messenger RNA, 1005 nt
Organism: Periophthalmus magnuspinnatus
Lineage: Eukaryota; Metazoa; Chordata; Actinopteri; Gobiiformes; Gobiidae
Product: free fatty acid receptor 3
Exons: 1
Coding region: 1-1005 (334 amino acids)
Biological process (GO): positive regulation of insulin secretion; positive regulation of calcium ion transport; positive regulation of cytosolic calcium ion concentration
Cellular component (GO): plasma membrane
Molecular function (GO): bioactive lipid receptor activity
Source: RefSeq, a predicted model, not a curated record
AUGACAAAUUUUUUUGAAGACUGCUUGGCUAUUGUCAUCUACUCCAUCACCUUCAUCUUGGGCCUCCCUUCGAACUUUUUGGUCUUUUUCGUUUACGUUCGGAAGGCUCGCAAACAUGGCGCCACACCCAAUGUGGUCUAUGCGCUAAACUUGUGCGUUGCUAAUCUGGUUCUAGUUGCCUGGUUACCUGUCAAGGCUUUUGAAACUUUAUUGAACAACUGGAGACUUCCAGCUCUUGUUUGUCCGAUUUUUAACUUUUUCUUGUUUUCGUCCGUGUAUGGAAGCUGUCUCUUCAUCACUGCUGUCACUGUUGGACGUUACCUUAGCAUAGCGUUCCCAAUUAUCUACAAAAUGUACCGCCGGGCUACGAUUUCCUGCUUUAUUAGUGCUGCUUUGUGGGCUGUAGUUUGGAUUCAUUUAAGCAUUGGACUUGUAGCAGAAGGUGGUGCUUACUUCAUUUCUGUUAAAAAUGACAAUGUGGUUUGCUAUGAUGUAUUCAACGACACUCAACUGGCAGUACUGCUACCACUAAGACUUGAAAUGGCUAUUGUUUUGUUCAUCUUUCCCCUAAUUAUAACAUCGUUUUGCACUUUGCGUUGUGUUGUGCUAGUCUGGCGUUCAAAUCUUCGUCCUCUAGGCAAAAAGCGUGUAUUAACAGUUGCUUUAUCGACACUAGCUGUUUUCGUUGUAUGCUACGCACCAUAUAACACGUCACAUAUCGUUGGUUUUAUUUUAAGUACUAAUGUGGGGUGGAGAAGUUGGGCGAUACUAACUAGCUUAUGUAAUGUGUUUUUGGAGCCAGCGGUUAUGCUAAUGCUCUCGCCGGCGGUUUCCAGGGGCAUCAUGGGAAGGAUCUGUGGAAGGCAAACUCAAAGUUUUAGUCGAAUUCCAAGACAAAGCGUGAUCAAAAAUAAAGCUGCAAAUGUGCAUGCAAAGAAGUCGGAGAAGGCCAAAGGAGCAGCCAAAGAGUUUGAAGACAUCCGGGAACAAGAAGGACAAAACUAA